ACGCGCCAUCCCCGCAUCCACCAUCCCCGCAGACCCCAUCGACCCCGCAGACGCCAUCCGCCGAUCCCGCAGCCGCCAUCCCCGCCGACCCCGCAGCCCGCGCCAUUCCCGCAUCCACCAUCCCCGCAGCCACCGACCCCGCAGACCCCACCGACCCCGCAGCCUCCAUCCGCCGAUCCCGCAGCCGCCAUCCCCGCCGACCCCGCAGCCCCAUCCCCGUCCCCAAGCGCCGAAGCCCCGUCCCCGAGCGCCGACGAGCCCUCCUCGAGCGCCGACCUCGCGGCCGCGCCCAGAAAUCCGCCGCGCCCUGACCUCGCGAUCGCGCCAUCUACAUCCCCGAGCGCCAGCGCCCCAUCCCCGAGCCUGACCACGACCGCGACGGAAAUUCGCACCCGUCGUCGCCCCAGAUCAAGGAGGGGGAGGAGCCGACGGAGGCUCCUGUGGUGGCUGCGGGGGCGGUAGCGGGAGCGCCAUGAGGGGCGAUGGCCGUGGCGGCGGAGGGAGACAGCCUUCCUACGCGGCGCCGGACGGGGCGAAUGCGGUGGCGAUCCCGGUCGCCUCAAGGAAGAUGGUGCAGAGUCUCAAGAGGAUCCUGGCCGACCGCUCGGAGGGCGAGAUCUACGCCACGCUCUGCGACUGCGGAAUGGACCCUGACAUAGCCGUCGAGAGGCUCAUCUCCCAGGACCCCUGCACAACUAAGGUGGAGCCUGACAAAGCUAGAGUGGUUGCUUGCAACCGGCCUCACAGGUAUUUUGUUAUUUUGCUCAUCGAAUUCAUUGGCUGUCUGAUUUCUGCUUACCUGAUUCCUACACAGUCGAAUUCAUUAGCUGUCUGAUUUUUGCACAAUCCACUUUAUUUUGCUCAUUGAGUACAGUAGGGCAUAAGCGGAGUGAAAUAGGGUGAAUGAAAUAAAUAAAAAGGACAAGCUGUUUUGUUGUAUUAUGAGUGUGAUCCUUGGCUCCUAAUGUCUCAUCGUGCCUAAGAAAAUCAGUAAGUGCUGGGGGCAGAGGAGUUCCAGCUUGGUGCCUCUCCAUUAUGAAUUUUAAUGUAUAUUCACGUUUGAUUGUAAAUUGAUUUGUAUAAUUU
This is a messenger RNA of Zea mays, 1086 nucleotides long. RefSeq lists its product as uncharacterized. Bases 473 to 835 code for a protein of 120 amino acids. The transcript is spliced from 2 exons. Gene Ontology annotation, molecular function: protein binding. Lineage: Eukaryota; Viridiplantae; Streptophyta; Magnoliopsida; Poales; Poaceae. The record is from RefSeq and is a predicted model, not a curated record.